Aspergillus versicolor CBS 583.65 is the source of this 1569-nucleotide messenger RNA. RefSeq names its product cytochrome P450. Lineage: Eukaryota; Fungi; Ascomycota; Eurotiomycetes; Eurotiales; Aspergillaceae. Gene Ontology annotation, molecular function: monooxygenase activity; heme binding; iron ion binding. The coding region runs from base 1 to 1569 and encodes 522 amino acids. The transcript has 3 exons. The record is from RefSeq and is a predicted model, not a curated record.
AUGCUGCACUGUAUCCUGCCGGGGUCCUGGUCAACGGGGCUGCUGGCCGCGAGCGUUGUCUUGCCACUCAUCUGGACUGCAUACGCCAAGUUCCUGCAUCCCCUGUCGAGCGUCCCCGGUCCGUUUCUCGCCUCUGUGACGCCCUUUGUUCAGCUCUAUCACGGUUUGAAGGGCGACCGACAUCUAUGGAUUUAUGAACUGCACCAACAAUAUGGCCCCCAUGUGCGACUCGCGCCGAACUUCGUCUCGGUGAAUUCCGUCGAGGGCCUGCAUAAGAUCUACGGCCAUGGAAAUCGCUUCCGAAAGGCCGACUUUUACAACUCGUUCCCGGCCAUUUCGGGGGUCUAUAACACGCACAAUGCGAUUGAUAAGAUGAUUCAUGGCCGGAAGCGCCGCGUGCUUAGCCAGGCGUUCUCGGAUAAUGCACUGAAGGGAAUGGAGGAUGUUAUGCUUCUGCAUGUGCGACAGCUGUGCUCGAUUCUAGGCCGGGAGCCGAAAGGGCUGCAGCCGAGUAACCCGAAAGACGGUGCUACGUUUAACAUGGCCAAUUGGUUUGGAUACUUGACUUACGACGUUAUGGGAGAGCUGUGCUUUGGGAAGAGUUUUGAUAUGCUGAUUGACGGCGCGAAGAGGCGCAUGGUCCAUUUGGUUGACAGGGCGGCAUACCGGCACUAUGUUUGCGGUCUCUGGAUGCCUCUGCACCGCUGGCAUCUUGACCAGAUUUUUAUUCGCCGAUUGACGAACGACCGGUGGAAUUUUAUCAUGGAGUCCCGGCAAGAAGCUAAUAAGCGCGCCCAGGAGAGAGCAUCGCUGGGAAAAGACGCGAAGAAGGACUUCUUCUACUACCUCCUUAAUGCCCGCGAUCCCGAAACCGGAAAGGGCCUUGCGACUCAGGAACUCUGGGGAGAAGCGAACGUUCUGAUGAUUGCGGGCAGCGACACCACGUCCACCAGUCUCUCGGCAGCGAUGUUCCAUCUAGUCCGAAACCCCCAUGCCAUGGAGAAGCUGAAGGAGGAAGUGCGCUCUCAUUUCAGCGACGUGGAGCAGAUCGUUAGUGGACCUGAAUUGAACCAGUUGCCGUACUUGAAGGCCUGCAUUGACGAGGCUAUGCGUCUCGCCCCAGCUGUUGCCGGAUCGAUCCCGCGAGAGGCCUCAGACCCUGUCGUCACUGUAGAUGGCCUUGUUCUCCCUGAAGGAACUGGAUGUGGCACUCCUCCGUACACCAUUCACCGAAGACCGGAUUACUACCGCGAACCAUUGAGCUAUCUGCCCGACCGCUGGAUCGAAGGGGCAGUCUGCAAGACCAUGGACGACGCCUGGACCGUGACCAAGGACGAUCUUGAAAUCGCCCGCAAGGCCUUCUGCCCGUUUAGCAUUGGACCCCGCGGCUGUAUUGGAAAGAGCAUGGCAUUGAUGGAAAUGCGAAUUACCCUUGCCAGGAUCAUGUACCUAUUCGACUUUGAGCUGGCUGACUCGACCGGCGAGGAUGAGACUGGCCAGUUUAAGAUGGUGGAUCAUUUUGUGGCUUCGAAGACCGGUCCUAAUGUUAUUGUUAGGAGAAGGCAAUAA